This is a messenger RNA of Lagopus muta (rock ptarmigan), 2313 nucleotides long. RefSeq names its product cytochrome c oxidase assembly protein COX16 homolog, mitochondrial. Gene Ontology annotation, biological process: mitochondrial respiratory chain complex IV assembly. The transcript is spliced from 4 exons. The record is from RefSeq and is a predicted model, not a curated record. NCBI's taxonomy places the organism in Eukaryota, Metazoa, Chordata, Aves, Galliformes, Phasianidae. The coding region runs from base 292 to 609 and encodes 105 amino acids. Gene Ontology annotation, cellular component: mitochondrial inner membrane.
CUGCAGUUUUGCGGACGGCGCUUUGAUCUCACAACAGCCACACCGCAGCAACUCUGCUUUGCUGGAAUACAGAGCGAACCGCCACUCAUGAGCGUGAUGCCUUAAUAUAACGAUGCAGUUUAUUUAUACGACGCUAGGCAACGGCUGGCGCGCCCCAUGAGCCGGUCUUAGCGGCGUGCCGGCCUCGCGGAGCGCAGCGGAACGCCGUGUGUGGGCUACGCCGGCGGAGGGAGCGGUGUGGCGGGCGGCCCGGCGCCGGAAGCGGCAGCAGCGGGCCGACGGUGGAGCCUCAUGGAGCGGCUCCGCAAGCUGUGGCGGGGCCGCACGAUGACCUUCGGCGUGCCGCUGCUGCUCUACAUUGUUGGGGGAUCUUUUGGACUCCGUGAGUUUGCUCAGAUAAGAUAUGAUGUCCACAAACUACAUGGCAAGGUUGAUCCUGCUUUGAAGGAAAAAUUGAAGCAGAACAAUGUGACGUUGGAAUCUGAAUAUAAGAAAUUGGAAAAAUCUGACUUGGAUAACUGGGAGAACAUCAGAGGACCCCAGCUGUGGGAAGAUUCCAGGACUGUUCAGAAGCAACGGCGAGAGGCUGCCCGUCUCAAGACAGAGUGAUUGAGCAAGCCUGCUUUGCUGCCUACGGAACCAAGUCUCAGGCUGGACUACCUUAUGUUCUAAACCAGCAUCAGGAACAGAUUUGGGAUGGAGGAAUUGUCCUGAGCAAUUCAUGCCAAUAUGUAUAUAACUAAAUGCGAGAUCAAACCAAAAAGCACUAUGUUGUAUGAAGCUCUUUGUUUGCUUCUGUUUGCACAGAAUUCCACAGGCUGUAUAUGAGAGUUCUCAAUUAAAAAACAAAACAAAACAAAGAAACUGAUUUUGGGAAUAUCACAGUUUUUCAUUGGUUUUUGACAACCACAGUUCAAAAGAGAGGUUCUUCAGCAAGAGUUCACAUUUCAAGAGUCAUUUCUCAGUGCCACAGUGAAAACAACAGUGCUGUCAUCUUGAUGUGUGUGACCAGAUAAGUGCUGCUUUGGAGAGCCCCUGCAUGACUUCAAGCUCUUAAGCUUGGCAGGGACUCCACAGGCAUAUGAACUGUUCGGAAACAGUGAGCUUGUUUUUGGCUAAAUAAUGUUCUUGUGUUUCAUUUUCAGGAACUUGUCUGUACAGGAGCAUGUGUAGAGUGUCAGCUGGUAAUUGGUCAAGUAGCAUUUAUUUAGCUGUGGGCUGAUUUUUUUAUUAGUUUAACUAUCAGUGUCUGCAUGCAGGCAAGACCUUUGUGUUGGAGCUUCUCAGCUUAAGUUACCAAGACGUGCGCAGUUUUCAUGUGAGCAAGCAUUGCAGCAGCAUCUUCCUGAAGUACUGCGUAGUGGUAAAGGGCAUCUUAUGUGUAUGAUUACAUGCCUAUUUGUGCACAUGCUCAAAAAUGCUUACCUUUUGAUGAAUUAUUCUGAACCAUCUUUUUGUCUUUGCUGUUUAUUUGCUAUUAGAGGAGGAUAUGCUUCUUCAGAGGAAUAGAGCACUAGAGCACAAAUUAACUGUAGAUUCUGGAUUCAGAGUAUUCAAUGAUGCCUAUAGAUAAAAACCUUGGGAACUCACAAACAUGUGGUUAUUCUCUCUGCAGGGGAUUUGUGAAAUGCAAUCGAAAUGUCCUUUUGGACACUUUAUUUAGGGGUAGCUUCCUUGUACUCAUGUAAAUCUUCCUUCGGCAUGUAGUUUUUUCAGUCUCUUGUGAUAAGGUCCAGUCUUUCAGGAAGAGAAAUCUACCUUGAUUUUUGAAGAGUUUGAGGAGCAAGUCAUAAAGCAGUAAGUAAAAUGACUUUGCCAUGUUUUCUGCAGGUUUUCUCCUGACAGAGUUGUGAAGACCAUCAGAAUGUGUAUCUCGUUUGGAACAAGGCUGGAGCUGUGUGUUUGUGCGUUUCCCUGUGCAGAACCAUAUGUACCUUUGCUUCUAAGUAAAUGUGCUAGCAAAUAACCAUGAGAGGGCCAAGAGGAGCAGUACAAGACAAGGCAAAUGUAUAUGCUAUAAAGAAAUUAUUAUAAAAUUAUUAUAAAAACCAAGAAUAUGGGGACAUUAAGGUUUGCUAUAACUAGAGAAGAAGGAACAUUUCAUUGUUUCUACAUUCUUUUCUAUCUGGAAGUUAAUAUGAUGUUCUCGGGUGAAGAAGAUAUAAAAUAGCACAAAUAAGGAGCAACUCAAACUACUUGCUAAGCAUCUUUUCAGCUCCUAAAUUCAAAUUCUGGUGCAGCUCCACUGGCAGCAGCAAGAUUGAUUGCUCAGAGUGCAGUAAGUGCAGUGACAGCCUUCCCUGAGCUAGAGCU